AAUCCCCUUCCGUUCACAGCACUCGAGGACAGAUUUACAAAUCCCUCUGACGGGAGAGCGUUGCAAAGGAUCAAAAGACUGCUCAGGAUCUAAAUGCGCAUCCUCCGGGCAGUGACGGCUAAGUCCAGAGGGAUCCGGCUGGCUGCGCUCGUCGGGAUCCGACAGCCCGGAACCAAAAAGCCAGGGCUAACACAGUUCUGGGAGGGCCCAGCGUCUGCGGCCCUCUAAAGAAGGGGUGGGGCAGCAGCUGCCGGAAAUGGGCCUCGAGCGCAGCGGAAGGGGCGGGACCUCGAAGCAACGGAAGCCGGAAGCCGGGGUCUGAGCUACCUGUGCGGCGAUGUCGGCCGGUGGGGCUUUGGAUUCCGGGCCCCUGGGGGUUGCCGCCGCUCCCUCACCAGCCCCGGCGCAGCCGCCAGCCACAGGGCCCUUGUUCCGGCCCAUCAGCGCCGAGGACGAGGAACAGCAGCCCACCGAGAUCGAGUCGCUGUGCAUGAACUGUUACCGCAAUGGCACGACGCGCCUCCUGCUCACCAAGAUCCCCUUCUUCAGAGAAAUAAUCGUGAGCUCCUUCUCCUGCGAGCACUGUGGCUGGAACAACACGGAGAUCCAGUCGGCAGGCAGGAUCCAGGACCAGGGAGUGCGCUACACGUUGACUGUCCGCGGUCUGGAGGACAUGAACAGAGAAGUGGUGAAGACUGAUUCUGCCACCACAAGGAUACCUGAGCUGGACUUUGAAAUUCCAGCUUUCAGCCAGAAGGGAGCUUUGACCACCAUUGAAGGAUUGAUCAACCGUGCCAUCUCUGGCCUGGAGCAGGACCAGCCCACACGAAAGGCGAGUGAAGAAGCCAUCGCCGAAAGAAUUGAUGAGUUCAUUGUCAAACUGAAGGAGCUAAAGCAAGUAGCCUCCCCUUUCACCCUGAUCAUCGAUGAUCCCUCGGGGAAUAGCUUUGUAGAAAACCCACAUGCUCCCCAGAAAGAUGAUUCCCUGGUGAUCACACACUACAGCCGGACCGUGCAGCAGGAUGAGAUGCUAGGGCUCCAGGCUGAAGGACAAGAGGAAAAGCUGGAAGAAGAAGAUCUCAGAAAUGAGGUGCUCCAGUUCAAUACAAACUGCCCGGAGUGCAAUGCCCCAGCUCAGACGAACAUGAAGCUUGUACAAAUCCCCCACUUUAAGGAGGUUAUCAUCAUGGCCACCAUCUGUGAGAACUGUGGUCAUCGGACCAAUGAGGUGAAAUCUGGAGGAGCGGUAGAGCCCAUGGGUACCAAGAUCACACUCCACAUCACAGAUCCUUCUGACAUGACCAGAGACAUCCUCAAGUCAGAAACAUGCAGUGUGGAAAUCCCAGAGCUGGAGUUUGAGCUGGGAAUGGCUGUCCUCGGAGGCAAGUUUACUACCCUAGAAGGGCUGCUGAAAGAUAUCCGAGAACUGGUGACCAAGAACCCUUUCACACUGGGUGACAGUUCCAGUCCUGGCCAGUCGGAGAAAUUGCAGGAAUUUAGUCAGAAGUUGGACCAGAUCAUCGAGGGUCACAUCAAGGCCCAUUUCAUUAUGAAUGACCCAGCAGGAAACAGUUACUUGCAGAAUGUCUACGCACCAGAUGACGACCCAGAAAUGAAGGUGGAGCAUUACAAGCGCACCUUUGACCAGAAUGAGGAGCUGGGGCUUAAUGACAUGAGGACAGAGGGCUAUGAGUCUGGCCUGUCCCUCUGCGGUAGCGCUGGGCUGCCCAUAGCCAGCUGGGAACUCUGA
This is a messenger RNA of Octodon degus (degu), 1750 nucleotides long. It is a transcript of the gene Zpr1, whose product is annotated as ZPR1 zinc finger. Lineage: Eukaryota; Metazoa; Chordata; Mammalia; Rodentia; Octodontidae. The coding region runs from base 338 to 1750 and encodes 470 amino acids. The record is from RefSeq and is a predicted model, not a curated record. The transcript has 15 exons. Gene Ontology annotation, molecular function: zinc ion binding; translation initiation factor binding. Gene Ontology annotation, biological process: positive regulation of protein import into nucleus; axon development; positive regulation of gene expression. Gene Ontology annotation, cellular component: axon; cytoplasm; nucleus.